Messenger RNA from Culex quinquefasciatus (southern house mosquito), 2292 nucleotides. It is a transcript of the gene GlcT, whose product is annotated as ceramide glucosyltransferase. The record is from RefSeq and is a predicted model, not a curated record. Bases 695 to 1891 code for a protein of 398 amino acids. Gene Ontology annotation, biological process: glucosylceramide biosynthetic process. Gene Ontology annotation, cellular component: membrane. The transcript has 2 exons. Lineage: Eukaryota; Metazoa; Arthropoda; Insecta; Diptera; Culicidae. Gene Ontology annotation, molecular function: ceramide glucosyltransferase activity.
GUCAGACAGUGGAUUCAGUUUGUCAGUACAGUGCAGCAGUGAAGUAAGCGAAUCGCGUUUCGUUGUCGUUGCGGGGACAGGCCCAGGCCAAAGCCAGAGCCAGUGGUUUUCCUUUGCCACUUUUUUUUUCUUCUGCUCGUCAUCUCACGGGAUUUUUCCUGAAACUCGGCGCGGAGAAAAGCAAAAUCGCCACUUCCGGUUCGAAAUCGAACUGCACUUUUUUUGGCGCGCCCAAUUCGAACUGCCGUGAGCCGCGGGAAGCCAACCAAGUGAAUUCCCGAAACGGGUUUUCGUGUUGGGAAGGGAGGAACGAGCCGAAAAAAAAGGCAGCCUUGGGGACGCCUGGUAGCGGACGGACCACGGACAGGCGGGAGAACCGGUGCCCGGAACUGGUGGUGGUAUGUGGACAGGGCCUGUCGGUUAACCCCGGGGACCUCACACCAGACCCGUCACCGUCUGGCUAAUCUAAUCAACGGCACCAAGUGACUACGACGAGAGCGGGUAUGCUGCUGCGGUAUUUCGUACGUUAUCACUAGUUUGCAGGUCGUGAAGCCGUGACGACGUGCCCGGAGGGUUUGAGUUUGAAGUUUGUUUGGUUGCGGGACCAGAUGACCUACGCGUAGGCCAGCGCCUCUGGAAGGAGGAGGGGGUUUGUUGUAAGCAUGGUAAAAGGAGUUGCUGGAAGUCGGCUACGAUGAUCACCGUAGUGCACUGUCUGGCGAUCGGGAUUCUGGUGUUUUGGUGCGGGAAAUGGCUGGUGCACGCGAUGGCGAUUACGUACGGGAAGCUGAAGCUGCACAAGAAGACGAACGGGGUGACGAACCAGCCGCGCGAGACGCCGUACCCGACGGUGUCGAUACUGAAGCCGCUGAUGGGCGUGGACCCGAACUUGGCUUCGAAUCUCGAGACGUUCUUCCUGAUGGACUAUCCGUCGCAGUACGAGCUGCUGUUUUGUAUUGAGUGUCCGGACGAUCCGGCGAUCGAUGUGGUGAACCGGUUGCGGGAAAAGUAUCCCAACAUUGAGACGUCACUGCUGCUGGGUGGCUCGGACGUCGGGGUGAACCCGAAGGUGAACAAUCUGUACCCGGGCUAUUUGGUGGCGCGGUACGAGCUGAUAAUGAUUUCGGACGCGGGGAUCCGCAUGAAGACGGACACGCUGACCGAUAUGGUGAACCAUAUGACGGAACGGGUUGGCCUGGUGCAUCAGAUGCCGUUCGUGUGUGAUCGGGAGGGCUUUGCGGCCGCCUUCGAGAAGAUCUACUUUGGGACGGUCCAAUCGCGGAUAUAUUUGUGUGCCGACCUGCUCGGCAUCAACUGCCACACCGGGAUGUCCUGUAUGAUGCGAAAAGACGUGCUGGAUGAGCUGGGAGGAAUCCAGGCCUUCGGGUGCUACCUCGCCGAAGAUUUCUUCCUGGCGAAAGGUUUCCACGACGCCGGCUGGAAGCUCUCGAUCAGCAGCCAACCCGCGUGGCAAAACUCGGGCAUUUGUGAUAUUAGCAGCUUCCAGGCGAGGCUGACCCGGUGGGCAAAGCUGCGCGUCGCGAUGGUCCCCGGAACCAUCCUGCUCGAGCCGCUCUCGGAGUGCGUCAUCGUCGGAAUGUUUGCCUGCUGGGCGGCCAAGAUUCUGUUCCGGUGGAACCCGCUCGUGUUUUUCCUCAUCCACACGCUGUUCUGGUUCCUGUCCGAUUGGGUCCUGCUCUCGAUCAUCCAGAACGGCUCGCUCCCGUUCAACAAGUUCACCUUCUUCGUCGGGUGGGCCUUCCGCGAACUCAGCGGACCGUACCUCUUCUUCAACGCCCUGUGGAACCCCGCCAUCAGAUGGCGAACCCGGGUCUACAAGCUGGCGUGGGGCGGGGUCGCCUACGAACUGACCUCCCAAAUCAAGUCGUAGCUCGACUCACUCAACACUCAUAAACCACACACCUCCUAUGUAAUGUGUUAUUUUCUUCUUUUGUAUAAAGCUAAUUUAUAAAACAAAAAGUCGGUUAAACAUAAGCGUAUAUAUAUAAAUAUUUUUGAAACUUUAACAAAUUAAACACUUUGUUUUAGAAAGCAAAACCCCCAGCUGGUUCACCCCCCUUUCUGUUAGGUUCGCGUUCUUGUAUCUUGUGUAAAUAUUUAACGCGCUCGAGGGCCACCCCGCUUUAUUUGCUGGAACCAACACUCCCAAAUCCCCCUCCCCCAUCCCCUUGCUACAUACUAGUAAUUGAAGAUACAUGUUAAGGUGGAACCAACCAGUUGAUAAAGCGGCUAAUAAAGUAAUAGUAAUAAUCAAAUUUAUGCAAAAAAAAA